GUCUAUUUUUACCCAAUAAAAAUGAAAGGAUGAUCGUUUAUUAGUUGGUUCGCUACAUGAAAAAAUAAAUAAAAUAAAACACUCCCCCCCUCCACCCUAACCGUCCUGCUGCUUCCCUAUUGUUGUAAUCCCCUCUUCUUCUUCCCUCCCCCCCUUAAUUUCUUUUUUAGCUUGAUCUUAUGCGUGUAAUCAUAAAACGAUCAUUUCAAUCUAUUACAAGAUCAAUACGACAUUACAGUACUUUCGAGGUUGGUGAUUUUUGUAUGUUACGAAAAGUACGUUCAGAUAAAAAGAUGUUUAUUGGACCUUUAGAACAUGAAGGUAAAAGAGAUGUUCAAAGAGGUAUCAUUACCCAUGACGCUAUUAUUGGAAAAAAACCAAGGACAGUUAUAAAGACACAUAAUGAUGCUGCUGCUUAUAUGGUACAUUUUCCUACAUUAGAAGACUAUGUAUUAAAUGUACCUAGAGAAUGCACACCUAUUUAUCCAAAAGAUGCUUCAGCUAUUGUACAAAUGCUAGAUUUAGAACCAGGACAUAGAGUCCUUGAAGCAGGUACUGGGAAUGGAUCAUUGACAUUAUAUUUAGCAAAGGCAAUUGCAGGAGGAGAGGGAGGUCAAGUUGAUACUUUUGAUAUUCGAGAAUCCCAUUCCAAUUUAGCUAGAAAAAAUGUCAACAGAUAUUCACGUGGAAAAUACAGUUCAAUGGUGAGAUUUCAUUUAGGUUCAGUUGGAGAAGAACUAAGAUCAAAGAAUAAAGAGGAAGAAAUAUAUGAUGGAAUGGUAUUAGAUAUGCCAGAACCUCAUGAAGAAAUUCCUCGUAUUUUACCAUUUCUUAAAAACGAUCGUUUCCUCGUUUGUUAUUUACCCAACAUGACUCAGGUAUUAAAGUUGGCUGAGACUAUACUUGAUUUACCGUUCAUGAUGGAAAGUUGUAUUGAAGCUGAAUGGAAAGAAUGGGAAGUCAGAGCGACUCAGAUAAGAAAUAAAAUAAAACAAGAUCAGGAAGAAAAAGAGGAUGAAAAGCCAGUAGCACCCAUGAAUGCUGCUUGGAUUUGUAGACCAAAGAACUUUGAUGUGAAAGGUCACACUGCAUUUCUUGUCAAGUUGAGGAAAUCAGUCACCGUUAUUACAUAAAAUGCUAGACUUUAUAAGUAGAAGAAGUUACCUAUAAAUACCAGUAAUUUUUUUAUUAUUAUUAAAUUUUAUUAUUAUCUACUUUUUUUUUUUUUCUUCUUCCCUUAUGCAACUCACUUAUUCAACAAAAAGAAUAAAUAUAGCAAAGCAUAUGAAAAGUGUUGCUGUGGAUGAAGAAUCUCCUUUACCAUUUAAUAACAAUAAAAAACAUAUGUUACAACCUAUUACAGAUUAUUCACAGCGUAUAGGGAAAUCCCUACCUUAUAUUUCCUCCAAGCAAAAUAGAAGACGAGUAAAUGAAAAAGAGCCUUUUUUAAAUAAUAGCAAAUCAAAAU
Cokeromyces recurvatus is the source of this 1468-nucleotide messenger RNA. Its product is annotated as S-adenosyl-L-methionine-dependent methyltransferase. Gene Ontology annotation, cellular component: tRNA (m1A) methyltransferase complex. The record is from RefSeq and is a predicted model, not a curated record. The coding region runs from base 180 to 1133 and encodes 317 amino acids. Lineage: Eukaryota; Fungi; Mucoromycota; Mucoromycetes; Mucorales; Mucoraceae. Gene Ontology annotation, biological process: tRNA methylation. The transcript is spliced from 5 exons.